Molecule: messenger RNA, 1248 nt
Organism: Magallana angulata
Lineage: Eukaryota; Metazoa; Mollusca; Bivalvia; Ostreida; Ostreidae
Exons: 5
Coding region: 91-444 (117 amino acids)
Source: RefSeq, a predicted model, not a curated record
ACUGCCAACGGGAGCCUCGAAGAUGGGGAACUAAGACUAUUCAUCAAAAAAGUGCAAUGCUUUACUGAUUUCACAGAAUACAGAUGUUAUAUGGAAGGAAUUUUAAACCCGACGUCGACACAAAAGAACCCCCCUGAGAUAAACGACACAGUAACAUGGUCCUACAGCGAUACAUGUACAUCUACUUCAAAACCGCAGACAACAACAACCAAGAACCCAGAGACCACCCAACGACCCGGAAAUGCUGUUACUUCAACGCCACAGCCAAGAACAACCAGGGCGUCAGGAAACAUUGGCAACGCUGAUAAAGACAAAAGAUCGUCCGGAACAACAUUGCACAUUUCUAUUACAGGAGUAGAAACAUCUCAAUAUACAGCUCUGCUUAAUGCGCUGUUCUGGAUUCCUGUGUGGAUUAUCGUCAAAUUAAAUACAGACAGCGCUUAAAAUUGAAUUUGACACAAUGAGACAUUGAAUAAAAGAAUCUUUCUUUCUAGAUAUCAGAGUGCCAUAUUACUGCAUGACAAUGUAUAUGAAUGUGAAUUGUGAUAAUGCAUUGUAAUUAACAACAUUGCUUGCAAAUUAUAUAGAAAAUUGAUAAACGGUCUUAAUGUUUGAAAUAUUUUAAAAGUAUAUAGCAAACGUAUAUCCUGUCAUUAUACAUUAUUACAUUAAACAAAUAUCAUAAAGAAUAAACUCUAAUAAUUAGGCACUGUAUGGGAUUUUCCCAAUUUUAUUUCAGAUCUAUAAAUAACACAUGUUAAUUGUAAGUGGGUUUUUUUCUCAUUGGGUUGGAAGUAUUAUACUGCUAGACGUCAAUGACAACUUUAUACAAAUAAAAGCCAUUUAUAUACUUCACAAUUUAACUAUAUUUUCUUCAUCGUUACAUUGUUUUAAAUACUGUUCAGAUCUAUCAUUAGAAUAAUUAUAUACUUUGACUCAUAAUGCAUCAACAAAUGAAAAAAAGAUAAACAUAGCCGCAACCAUUUACAAAUUUAAAAAAUAAUUUGGUCAGUUUCAUUUGAUUCAUAUUUUCAUUUUGUUUCUAAGAUGUGCAUUGCAUUAUCAUUGGUACAUUUAAAACCCAAGGGGUUUAUCAUCUUUUGGCAAGUAAAGCUCUGAGCCCUUUUUAUUUAGUUUUAUUUUUGUUUUUGGUGUUUGGUGGAUUUUCUGGUUUGCUUUUGGUUAUUGUUUCUUUUCAUGUUUUUUCCGUUGAUUUUUAUUAAUAAAAUAAUAUUAUAUAUUACUGUU